Molecule: messenger RNA, 1887 nt
Organism: Cuculus canorus (common cuckoo)
Lineage: Eukaryota; Metazoa; Chordata; Aves; Cuculiformes; Cuculidae
Gene: POLR3C
Product: RNA polymerase III subunit C
Exons: 15
Coding region: 206-1801 (531 amino acids)
Biological process (GO): DNA-templated transcription
Cellular component (GO): RNA polymerase III complex
Molecular function (GO): single-stranded DNA binding
Source: RefSeq, a predicted model, not a curated record
AAGCAGCGCGCGCAGAGCGUCACUCGAGCGCCGUCCUCCUGCGGCGCGAGCGGAAGUAGGCAGCACGGAACCGGAAGUGGCUGUUGCCAUGGUGGCCGCAUGGGCUGAGGAAGGGUCUGGGGUGGAUCCCGGAUGGAUUUCUCCCCCUCCAUAACGCGCCGUAUCGCCUCUGUGCUCCUCCCAGGCCGGCCUGAUCCCCGCGGCCAUGACUCAAGCGGAGAUAAAGCUCUGCUCCCUCCUCCUCCAAGAACAUUUUGGGGAGAUUGUGGAGAAGAUUGGGACGUACCUCAUCCGGACGGGCGCUCAGCCGCUGCGCGCCAUCAUCACCGGGACCGGGCUGCUGCUGGAUCAGGUGAAGAAAGCCCUCUGCGUCCUCAUCCAACACAACCUGGUGAGCUUCCAGCUGCAGAAACGCGGCUUCGUGGAAUACGAGGCGCAGUGUAAGCGGGUGCUGCGCAUCCUGCGCUACCCGCGCUACAUCUACGCCGCCAAGACGCUGUACGGCGACACCGGCGAGCUGCUGGCCGAGGAGCUGCUCCUCAACGGGCAGAUGACCAUGAGCGCCUUGGUGAAGAAGGUGGCGGACAGGCUCACCGAGACCAUGGAAGACGGGAAAACCAUGGAUUACGCGGAGGUCUCCAACACCUUUGUGCGCCUGGCGGACACGCACUUUAUCCAGAGGUGCCCGCUGGUCUCCGAGAGCUCCGAGACGCCGCGGCCGGCUGCGCCCACGCUGGUGAUCAGCGAGAAGGAGAUGUACACCGUGCCCCGGCUGAACCUCGUCGGGAAAGGGAAGCGGAGGCGAUCAUGCGAGGAGGAGGAGAGCGGUGAACCCAAGGCGAAAAAGCAGAAGCGAGGCGGAGAGAGCUCGGAGCCUCCGCCCGAUGAUGGCAUUUACUGGCAAGUCAACAUCGACCGCUUCCAUCAGCACUUUCGAGACCAGAGCAUCAUCAGCGCCGUGGCCAACCGCAUGGAUCAGACGAGCAGCGAGAUCGUGCGGACGAUGCUGCGGAUGAGCGAGGUCACCACGUCCUCCAGCGCGCCGUACACUCAGCCGCUCUCCUCCAACGAGAUAUUCAGAUCCCUCCCAGCCGGAUACAACAUCGGGAAGCAGGUUUUGGACCAGUACCUCACCCUGCUGGCAGACGACCCGCUGGAGUUCGUGGGUAAAUCCGGGGACAGCGGCGGGGGCAUGUACACUGUCAAUCUCCACAAGGCCCUGGCGGCCCUGGCGACAGCAACCCUGGAGUCCAUCGUGGAGGAGAGGUUCGGUUCCCGCUGUGCCAGGAUUUUCCGUUUGCUCCUGCGGAAGAAACAUCUGGAGCAGAAGCAGGUGGAGGAUUUUGCCAUGAUCCCGGCCAAGGAAGCCAAGGACAUGCUCUACAAAAUGCUCUCGGAGAACUUUGUGUCUCUGCAGGAGAUUCCCAAGACUCCGGACCACGCGCCCUCCCGCACCUUCUACCUCUACACCGUCAACGUCCUCUCGUCGGCGCGGAUGCUGCUGCACAGGUGCUACAAGAGCGUGGCCAACCUGAUGGAGCGGCGCCAGCACGAGACUAAGGAGAACAAGAGACUGCUGGAGAAGUCGCAGCGGGUGGAAGCCAUCCUGGCGUCCAUGCAGGCCACGGGCGCCGAGGAGGCGCAGCUGCAGGAGAUCGAGGAGAUGAUCACAGCCCCCGAGCGUCAGCAGCUGGAGAACCUCAAACGCAACGUCAACAAGAUCGACGCCAGCGAGAAUCAGGUGGACGAGACCAUCUUCGUGCUGGAGUCGUUCCUCGGCAGCACCGUGCGCGGCCCCUGAGCGCUCGGGCGCGCCAAUAAACGGGGAGCGGCGGCCGCAGCGCCAGGCCACGCCCCCAGCUGGUCACAGGCCACGCCCAUCUCUCG